Messenger RNA from Stylonychia lemnae, 669 nucleotides. NCBI's taxonomy places the organism in Eukaryota, Ciliophora, Spirotrichea, Sporadotrichida, Oxytrichidae. The record is from the annotation of a GenBank genome assembly.
AUGGAGACUUAAACGAGUUCUGAAGAGCAACAGAUUAAAAUACUACUAAUUAUUGAUGUUCAAAAUGAUUUUUGUGAGGGUGGCUCAUUAGCUGUCUCAGGUGCUUAAGAGAUAAUCGAGCCAAUAAACAAACUAAAGCAGAGUGGGAAAUUUAAUAAAGUAAUUUUCACAAGAGAUUGGCAUCCAAAGGAUCAUUGUUCAUUUCAUGAGAAUCAUCCUGGCACAAAAUUAUUUGAGAAGAUAAUUCUACCAGAGACAGAAGUUGAACAAGUUAUGUGGCCCACUCAUUGUAUCUAAGAAUCUGAUGGAGCACAUUUUCACCCCAAGCUAGAUAUUGACUUGAAUAAGGACAAAAUAGUAUCAAAAGGAACAUUGAGACAGGUUGAUUCUUACUCUGGAUUUGGCAGCUUUCCAGAAAAGACUAAGCUGUGUGAUUUGAUCAAAAAGAAACUUGAUGAACGUGAUCUCUCUACUAUUAAAGUCUAUGUCUGUGGUUUAGCUUUUGACUAUUGUGUGGGUUCUACAGCGAUUGACUCUGCCAAAUUAGGCUUCGAUACUUAUUUAUUAGAAGAUCUUUCAAGAAGUGUCUCAAUAGAAAGUGAGCAAUUAAUGAGGCAAAGAUUAAAUGAGGCCAAUGUAAAAAUUGUUGAUAGUUAGAUGUCUUUAUGA